AUGCCUAAGGCGACACGGCUGCUCAUUGCCAAGGAAACCGUGCUGCACACUCAAGUCUUUGGAGUGAGGAAUAAGCCUCUUGAAAAUGUGGCUGAGUUGAGCGGGCCAAUGAAUAUCAUGUAUCCCCUCCAGCUGAUUCCCCACCUACCCCCAGAUCAAGGCCCCUCCACGGUCUGGGUUACAGACAAACAUUUUUCCUGUGGGUGCUCAAUUUUAAUGAAACGAUAUUCCCCUCCUAGUGUCCUGCUUUUCCAGCCUGUCAUCCAUCAUCCGUCCUUACGGGCCCCGCGGCCUGGGUGCCUGGCGGGCGGCCGAGAUGGAGGCGGCGGCGACGACAGCCCGCCAGAGAGGAAGAUUUACAUGGACUACAACGCGACCACGCCCCUGGAGCCGGCAGUCAUUCAGGCCGUGGAGGAGGCCAUGCAGGACGCCUGGGGCAAUCCCAGCAGCUCCUACCCCGCUGGUCGGAAGGCCAAGGACAUUAUAAACGCAGCGCGGGAAAACGUGGCGAAGAUGAUAGGUGCGAAACCUCGAGACAUAGUCUUCACCUCCGGGGGGACUGAGUCAAACAACUUAGUGAUCCAUUCUGCGAUGAAAACCUUCCACGAAAACGAAGCCUCCGGAGGGGGCGCGGUGGAGCACCCCAGCCCGGUAGAGGGGGCCACGCCCCACUUCGUAACGAGCACAGUGGAGCACGACUCCAUCUCUCUGCCCCUGCAGCACCUGGCAAAGGAGCAAGUGGCCGCAGUCACCUUUGUCCCAGUGUCCAAGGUGAGCGGGCAGGUGGAGGUAGACGACGUCCUGGCCGCAGUCCGUCCCACCACGUGCCUGGUGACCAUCAUGCUGGCCAAUAACGAGACUGGCAUCAUCAUGCCUGUCCCCGAAAUCAGCCAGCGCAUCGCAGCCCUGAACCAGAAGCGGGCAGCGUCCGGGCUGCCCCGCGUCCUGCGGCACACGGACGCCGCGCAGGCGUUGGGGAAGAGGCGCGUGGAUGUGGAGGACCUGGGUGUGGACUUCCUGACCAUCGUGGGGCACAAGUUCUACGGCCCCAGGAUUGGCGCGCUUUAUGUUCGAGGGCUCGGUGAACUCACCCCUCUGUACCCCAUGCUGUUUGGAGGUGGACAAGAGCGGAAUUUCAGGCCAGGGACGGAGAACACCCCGAUGAUUGCCGGCCUUGGGAAGGCUGCUGAGCUGGUGACCGCGAACUGUGAGGCUUACGAGGCCCACAUGAGAGACGUCUGAGACUACCUGGAGGAGAGGCUGGAGGCUGAGUUUGGUAAAAAGAGAAUCCAUCUCAAUAACCGGUUUCCAGGGGCCGAGCGGCUGCCAAACACCUGUAACGUUUCCAUCCGGGGACCCCAGCUUCCAGGCCGCCUGGUGCUCGCACAGUGCCGGACGCUGCUGGCCAGUGUAGAGGCCACAUGCCACUCGGACCUCGGGGACCAGCCGUCGCCCGUGCUGCUGAGCUGCGGCGUCCCCUUCGCGGUGGCCAAGAACGCGCUGUGCCUCAGCGUGGGCCGCAGCACCACCAGGGCAGAGGUGGAGCUCGCCGUGCAGGACCUGAAGCAGGCCGUUGCCCGGCUGGAGGGCCAGGCCUAGUGCCGGGCCGCGCUGCUCAUGGGAGUCCCCCGCCAGCCGUCUGGCUUCUGCUCGUCUCAUCCCGCCACGGCGUGGCAUGGUGAAGCGUGGGCGUCGGUGCGAGUGCCUCCUCCACGGACUGGGUUUGCCAGGCGCACAGACGGCCCUCCCCACAGCCCCA
Molecule: messenger RNA, 1759 nt
Organism: Oryctolagus cuniculus (rabbit)
Lineage: Eukaryota; Metazoa; Chordata; Mammalia; Lagomorpha; Leporidae
Source: RefSeq, a predicted model, not a curated record